This is a messenger RNA of Drosophila biarmipes, 2140 nucleotides long. RefSeq names its product histone deacetylase HDAC1 (gene HDAC1). Bases 203 to 1774 code for a protein of 523 amino acids. The record is from RefSeq and is a predicted model, not a curated record. NCBI's taxonomy places the organism in Eukaryota, Metazoa, Arthropoda, Insecta, Diptera, Drosophilidae. The transcript is spliced from 4 exons. Gene Ontology annotation, molecular function: histone deacetylase activity.
UCGCUGUCAUCACUAUCAGUAGUAGGUUUUAUUUUUUGUGCGCGUAUUUUACUGCUCUUGGCUGCACAAAGCCAAAAAUCAGAGCGGCGCCAAGUUUUAAUAUCUCCCAAAUACUCGGGCAGUCCCCGAUCAACAAAAAGGGUUCCAGGAACCGGCAAACAUCGAUUUGAAGGAGUUUUGAAACCGCCGACAGCGCCGCAAAAUGCAGUCUCACAGCAAAAAACGCGUUUGUUACUACUACGACAGUGACAUCGGAAACUACUACUAUGGCCAGGGUCAUCCCAUGAAGCCCCACCGCAUACGUAUGACCCACAACCUGCUGCUCAACUAUGGGCUAUAUCGAAAAAUGGAGAUUUACCGUCCCCACAAAGCCACUGCCGAUGAGAUGACCAAGUUCCACUCGGACGAGUACGUCCGGUUCCUGCGAUCCAUUAGGCCAGACAACAUGUCCGAGUACAACAAGCAGAUGCAGCGCUUCAAUGUGGGCGAAGAUUGCCCUGUUUUCGACGGACUCUACGAGUUCUGCCAACUCUCCGCCGGAGGAUCCGUGGCUGCAGCCGUCAAGCUGAACAAACAGGCCUCGGAGAUCUGCAUCAACUGGGGCGGAGGCCUGCAUCAUGCCAAAAAAUCGGAGGCCUCCGGCUUUUGCUACGUCAACGAUAUUGUCCUUGGAAUCCUCGAGCUGCUUAAGUACCACCAGCGUGUUCUCUACAUAGACAUAGACGUGCAUCACGGUGAUGGCGUGGAGGAGGCGUUCUAUACCACCGAUCGUGUGAUGACCGUGAGCUUCCACAAGUACGGAGAGUACUUCCCAGGCACCGGCGAUCUGCGUGACAUCGGCGCCGGCAAGGGAAAGUACUAUGCAGUGAACAUACCCCUGCGCGAUGGCAUGGAUGAUGAUGCGUACGAAAGCAUAUUUGUGCCCAUUAUCAGCAAGGUGAUGGAAACAUUCCAACCGGCGGCGGUGGUGCUGCAAUGUGGUGCCGAUUCCCUGACUGGCGAUCGUUUAGGUUGCUUCAAUCUGACGGUCAAGGGCCACGGCAAGUGCGUUGAGUUUGUAAAGAAGUAUAACCUGCCCUUCUUGAUGGUCGGCGGUGGUGGCUAUACCAUUCGUAACGUUUCCCGCUGCUGGACCUACGAAACCUCUGUGGCUCUUGCCGUGGAAAUCGCCAACGAACUGCCCUACAACGACUAUUUCGAGUACUUUGGUCCCGACUUCAAGCUGCACAUUAGUCCCAGUAAUAUGACAAAUCAGAAUACGUCAGAGUACCUGGAGAAGAUCAAAAACCGGCUUUUUGAGAACCUGCGAAUGCUGCCUCAUGCACCUGGCGUACAGAUCCAGGCGAUUCCCGAGGACGCCAUCAACGACGAGUCCGACGAUGAGGACAAGGUCGACAAGGACGAUCGCCUGCCCCAAAGCGACAAGGACAAGCGCAUUGUGCCCGAGAACGAGUAUUCCGAUUCGGAGGACGAAGGCGAGGGCGGACGCAGGGAUAACCGGACGUACAAGGGCCAGCGAAAGCGACCGCGUCUGGACAAGGACACCAACAGCAACAAGGCUUCCUCAGAGACAUCCAGCGAGAUCAAGGACGAAAAGGAGAAGGGUGACGGAGCUGAUGGCGAGGAAUCGACGGCGUCCAAUACGAACAGCACCAGCAACAACAACAGCAACAACAAGAGCGAUAAUGACGCCGGAGCGACGGCUAAUGCCGGAUCUGGGUCAGGAUCAGGUUCCGGUACCGGGGCCAAGGGUGCCAAGGAGAACAACAUAUGACGUGGCGGCCGCAAUUGGUUAUAGAAGCCAAUUAAGCGACCGCCGAAGUACAAGCCGCCGGAUUUCACCUAGCGUCGUCUCAUCCCGCGCUCCCCAAACAUGCCCUUGAGCCAUUUCCACGGCCCCUUCAUAAGUCCCCCCGAUCAGCUCCCAUUUAGUGUGUAAGAUUUCCGGAGGGUCAAAACAGUAAUCAGUGGGCGGGACUUGAACUCAUCGUAGACUUAAAUACAAUUUAUUGUAAGGCAAUCUGCGCAGAUCGAAAGUGUAUAAGCUAAGCAUACAAAAGUAAAUGCCUACGUCUAAGCGAUCCAAUGUGGCGAAUCACGCAGAAUCUAAUUUAAUCCAAUAAAUAUUUAUAAAUACGAA